GCUGACGUAGCACGGAAGCAUGCACAUGCGAGCCGGCGAGCACGAUGGCGGCCACCCGUCUCCUUGGGGCUUCCCGGAUGUGGGCCCACUGUCAGCUCCGGGUUCUCCCGGUCCCCGGAGGACCUGGAAGACCCUUCGUCCGGGACUACGCCAAGAAGCCAGUCAUGAAGGGCACCAAAGGCACCAAGGGUAGUGUGGCCACUGAGGCCCUGAAGGACCCGGAGGUAUGCACAGACCCUGCCCAGCUAACCACACACGCCAUGGGGGUGAACAUCUACAAGGAAGGCCAGGAUGUGGCCCUGAAGCCAGACUCAGAGUACCCAGAGUGGCUAUUCCACAUGAACUUGGGUCCCCCCAAAAAACUGGAGGAGCUGGAACCCGAAUCCCCAGAGUACUGGCGGCUGUUGCGCAAGCAGAACAUCUGGCGUCACAACCGGCUAAGCAAGAACAAGAAACUAUAGUGCGUGGAUGGGACACCUCACAGGAAGCUGCCCUGCCAGGGCCAGCAAGAGGGCUCAGGGGGAAAGGGGCUUGCUACCCAGCUCAAGACCUGAGUUCAGUCCCCAGAACUCGCAUGGCGGAAGGAGAGAAAUGACUGCUGUACAUUGUCCUCCAACCCCCACGUGUAUCUUUGCAAGUGCAGGACAUAUGUGUAGACACACUAUGAGCAGACACGAAUAAAAGACACCAUGGCAGUGGGUGCACAUUACUGCCCCGUGAAGCCA
This is a messenger RNA of Cricetulus griseus (Chinese hamster), 725 nucleotides long. The record is from RefSeq and is a predicted model, not a curated record. Lineage: Eukaryota; Metazoa; Chordata; Mammalia; Rodentia; Cricetidae.